AUGUCUGAUAUUCUUUUGGAAAUAGAAUCCUCUUUGGCAGACCAGGAGAACUCAUCAAACUCCAUUAGGUUGAUGCUUCUGAACUUGAAAGACGACAUCAGUGACAAUGAAGCUUUUGAACAAGAACCAAAAAUUACCAAGAAACAAAUUAAUGAGUUAUGUCAAAAGGCCGAUGAUGUUGAUGUGGUAUUAGUGUGCCCCAAAUGUAAUAAUUUCUUGUUCACCGAUGACCUUGAUGCCAAAUCGGCUAAACUCACUGAAAGCUCUGGUGAUUGUUGUCAACAGUACUAUGAAAAAUGUCACAAGAUUUCUAGAACCAAUUUGGAGUACUGGUAUUACUUUUUAAAUAAUCCUUUCAAAACCAUCAAUACUUUGCCAAACUAUACCAGAUUCUUGUUUUAUUCUAUAGAAGGUAUCCCAACACAAUUAAGAUCCAGAAUCUGGGGUAUGUUGUUAGGAUCUUGUACUAAUUUUGGUGAAAUCAACAACAACUGGUGUGAAAGCCUAUUUGCCAAUUUAAACGGUGAAAACUCUCCAUAUUUAAGAGUUAUUGUCAACGAUUUGAACCGGAUUUUCCCAAAUUUGGACUACUUUCAAAACAAAGAAUUAGGUCAAGCUAACUUGAAAAAAAUAUUGAAUGCCUAUUCGUUAUAUGAUGCAGAAAUUGGGUAUUGCCAAGGUUUGUCCUUUUUAAUCGGGUUAAUAUUAUUUCAUUUUAAAUCCAACCCAAUGACCUUCUUGGCAACUAUCAAUAUCUUUGAGCAGAAGAAGAACUUGAAUUUCAAGAAGAUUUUCGAUGAAAAAAUGUCCGGGUUGAAAUUAUGGUUUUAUCAAUUUGAAGAAAUUUUCAAAAAACAUAACGUCACUCUAUACAAUCAUUUUAAGGAGUUGAAUAUUGAUUUGAGAAUAUUCACUUCUAAAUGGUUUUUAUCCUUCUUUGCCGUCGGUUGCCCAAUGCAGAUCUUGAUCAAAUUGUUUGACAUCAUGUUCAUUGAAGGCUUCCAAUCAUCGAUUUUCAAAAUUUCUUUAAUCAUUUUGAGCAAGAACAGUAACAUUUUGAUGGAAUUAUCUGAAGCCGAAGAAGUUCAUCAAUUGUUGUUGUCCACAAAUAUUUGGGAUUGCUAUGAAAGUAACUUGAAUUUGAUUAUUGAUGAUUUGUUGAGCUUGAACCCAGAUUUAGUUUCGCAAGAAUUCUUACAAGAACUCGAAGACAAGUUCAAGAAAGACCAAUCCAAAUUGUCACACUCCACUUCCUCUUCAUUACUUGCUCCAAAGAAUUCCUCUGGCCAUAGACACACAAAAUCCGCUAAUAACUUAAUCGUGAAUGUCUCUAAGGCCAACUGUCACGAAAAAACUUCUAGUAUUAGCAUUGGCGCAACAAGCAGUGAUAUCUCUGGUGACACUGAGGCUCCUAUAGAUAGAGCACAACAAGUAUCCAAAUCAGUUUCUAAUACCCCAAUGGAGGCAGAGUCUUCUUUCUUUAGAUUCUUCAAAUAUGGUUUCUCAAAUCCCGCCACCGCGAUCCCAACUCCAACUGAUGAUCACUAUCCUAUUGAGGAGUCUGCUAAUAAAUCUAUCACCCUUGAUGCGCUCAUUGCUGCUGAGAGUACUAAGAAUGAUGUCUCGGUUGAGAAAUCUGGUGAUAACACCCAUGAAGAAUUGGAUUCCAGCACCAGAAGCUCGACAUGUUCGAACCUUUUUGAUGAUGACAGCUUCUCUCAAAAUGAAACUGAAUCGUCUAAUUCCUCCACUAAUAGCCCAAUUUUGAGUAAUGAGGAAACCGAGAAGAAUAAGAAAAAGUUGGUGAAUGAAAUUAUUAUCAACUCACCAGAUAUUGACUUGGAAAAUCAAGCAAACUCUAACAAUAAUGGUGGUUCGCUAAUUCCAAAACCACAAGAUUCUCAAAAGCAACAACAACAACAAUCACAAUCGAAAUUAUCAAACUCUUUCUCCUGCUCCACCCAGUUAAAUGAUCAAAUCAACUAUUUCUCAAACAUUCCUCCUCCACAUGCCAAAUCCAAUUCUGGACAUGCCCACGUUGGUCAUUCCAGAACUGUAUCGGAAAUGAGCGACUAUCAUUCUUUAUCCAAGAACACGGUUACUGGUCUUUCGAUCGAAAAUUCUAAAAAAUACCACCAUUCCAAAAAUUACUCUGUUUCCAAUGUUUCUCUCUAUUCAACAUCGACUGAUGGCUCAACAUUUAGUGCCCAGCCACCAACAAUGUUAUCGCCACUGUCACAACUUGGUGAACCAACUUUUUCUUCCUUCAAUCAUAUCAUGAAUACCUCAGCCCCAAUAGGCGGUUCAGCAUUGAGUCCUUCGCUCAAAGGCAUGAGCAAUCACCACCGUGGACAUAGUUAUACCCCUAGUAUCAGCAGCAUCUCUUCUAUAAAUAAGAGGAAUAUGGCUGAAAUGAGAGAAAUUGAAAUGGCCUCAGAAAUGGAAUCGUUAAAGUUUAAAUUGGAAUCGUAUGAACGUGUCAUUGAAGAUGACAAGCAGUUGAUCAAAAGUUUAUUUAAACUAUACUUGAUGAAGGAUGACUUGGCUGGCGAUGAGUUAGAUGAGGCAGGCAAAGCCAAGUUAGAAAAUAAGUUGAAGAGAAGAGAGUAUAAGGUGUUGAAGGAGGUUGAGGAAAGGUUGAAGUUGUGA
Molecule: messenger RNA, 2649 nt
Organism: Saccharomycopsis crataegensis
Lineage: Eukaryota; Fungi; Ascomycota; Saccharomycetes; Ascoideales; Saccharomycopsidaceae
Exons: 1
Coding region: 1-2649 (882 amino acids)
Source: RefSeq, a predicted model, not a curated record